This is a messenger RNA of Didymodactylos carnosus, 378 nucleotides long. The record is from the annotation of a GenBank genome assembly. Lineage: Eukaryota; Metazoa; Rotifera; Eurotatoria; Philodinida; Philodinidae.
AUGGCAAGACAAGGGAUGAAAGGAAUUGAUCUACCACGAGCUCAGUGGUAUUGGAAAUCGAGUUAUGAUCCAUGGUCAGCAAAUCGAAGAGAAGAAUGGACAAAAUAUUCUGAUAUCGAAUCAGAGAUUAUCGAAGAAGUAUUUAGUGAGAAAAGUAAAACAGAACCAGCUGAACUAGAUAAUUUUUGUAUCAACGUAAAGGAUUUCAUUCAAAUCAGCAAAUCAGAUCAAAAUAAACAACGACCAAUAAAGAGAGUUCUAAUUAGGAGAAAUGAAAAUGAAGAUUUAAGAGAAGAAAGAUUCUUUCUUCCACCAGCAUUGCGUAAAACGUUCAAUGAUGACUGGGGCAAAGGCGUUUAUGCUUUUCUUUCACAGUAG